UGAUGGCUGAUCCAGAACUCAAUAUCAAUUUCCACCUAGGUGAUUAAAUAAAAAAUCACUUUGCGUGCUGGAUCGGGCAAACUCCGGGAACUUUUUGAUUGGGCUGUCCUGAAUCUCGACCACCACCCUCACGACCAAAUAAAAGUGGCUCUUGACAUGAUUCAACUCAAAGCCGCACAGGCUUUAUUGAGUAUCUUACAUGCAUCACUCGAUCAGGAAUAUGAUGAGAAUGACGAUAUUGUCAACAGCGGGCAGUCCGUCCGCUCCAUCAUCGAGACACGCCCAAAAGUAGUCAUCGAGCGGGCACAUGACAUGCUAUAUGCAUAUCCCUGGCGUGAGGUUCCCACCUACUGGCGUCGAGUCUAUACAGAUGCGUCGCUAUGGGCAGUAACACGAAUUCUCGAGCGCCAUGUACAACCAAUUGGAGGACCCGAAUACGUGAACGAAUUCGAGCGCGAGGAAAAAGAAGAAGGAUGGCCCCAGCUAGUCGUGCGGCUCCUAGAUAUGGCAGUCAUCAUGACCGGCGCUCCACGAAGGACCGAGUUGAUUGAGACUAUCUUUGCUGCUCUUGAGGAGCUGCUCGAUGCGAAUAAAGACGCCAACGAAUACGCUCCCUUGGCGAAGCGCAGGAAGACAUGUCCCAGUAUAGGGGUCAAUAACAACGAGACAUCCUUCCUCUCGCCGAGCAGGUCCUCAGUCGCACUCAAUCACCCUGUUCACCGUGCCGUCGCUCCAUCACUAGGCGAAUUCCAACAACACAUUGAUACUAUCCACAGCCCCAUGGUAAUAACCAACGCGCUCACCCACUGGCCCGCCCUCAGCACACGACCAUGGUCCAAGCCAUCAUAUCUCCUCUCCCGUACACUGGGCGGCCGGCGACUAAUCCCCGUUGAACUCGGGCGCAGCUACACGGACGACGGUUGGGGACAGCGCAUAAUCCCAUUCAAGCAGUUCCUAGAUGAGUACAUGGGCCAUACACCCCUGGACGCAGCAUCCUCAAGACCACCAUCAGGACCACCAUCAGGACCACCAUCAGGACCACCAUCGCCAUCGCAUUCAGACUCAACCACCACGGUCAACGGAAACAUACAUGCCGCUACUAGGCAGACAGCCUACCUUGCUCAAUAUGACCUUUUCGCUCAAGUUCCCUCCUUACGCGCCGACAUCGCCGUGCCGGACUACUGCUAUACCGCACCUCCGCCUCCUCCCGCCAACAUCUCACAGCAGCCACGACUGCUAGAGGAGCCGCUGUUAAAUGCCUGGCUUGGGCCCGCCGGGACCAUUUCCCCGCUGCAUACUGACCCAUACCAUAAUAUUCUGACGCAGGUUGUGGGUGCAAAGUAUGUCCGGCUGUAUGCGCCAGAGCAAACGCCAAACGUGUAUCCUCGGGGCGUAGACGUAAAUGGGGUGGAUAUGAGUAAUACGAGUGAAGUUGACGUGGGGCAUUUGGUUGAUAUGAGAACGAGUGGGAGCGUGGAGGAGGGUAAGGCUACGGAGCCAGACGGAGUUGAGGAUGAGGGGCACAGGCAUGGGUCAGGAAAGACGAGGCAGAGAAAUGAGAUUGAGAGACGGUAUCCAAAGGUCCUGGGGGCGAAGUAUGUGGAGUGUGUGCUGGAGGCGGGUGAAUGUCUGUACAUCCCGGCGGGUUGGUGGCAUUACGUUCGAAGUCUGAGCCCAAGCUUUAGUGUGAGCUUCUGGUGGAAUUAGGCUCAGGGGGACGUUGGGUAUGCAUGCAUGACCAGAAGAGGCUGCAGUACUGCUUCCAAGAGAUGGCGAACCCUUCGUGACUAAAGCGUCGCCGGAUGCUCGAAAGAAACUACAUUCGUGUGUAACUCAUUCUCGCUAAUGCGACUGGUAAGCCGAGAUGCAUCAAUAUUCCAGCUCUAUGGCCGUUGCUGCCGCUAAAUCCA
This is a messenger RNA of Pseudovirgaria hyperparasitica, 1910 nucleotides long. Its product is annotated as Clavaminate synthase-like protein. The record is from RefSeq and is a predicted model, not a curated record. The coding region runs from base 157 to 1707 and encodes 516 amino acids. The transcript has a single exon. Lineage: Eukaryota; Fungi; Ascomycota; Dothideomycetes; Acrospermales; Acrospermaceae. Gene Ontology annotation, molecular function: 2-oxoglutarate-dependent dioxygenase activity.